Molecule: messenger RNA, 2596 nt
Organism: Nylanderia fulva
Lineage: Eukaryota; Metazoa; Arthropoda; Insecta; Hymenoptera; Formicidae
Gene: Tsf1
Product: transferrin 1
Biological process (GO): iron ion transport
Cellular component (GO): recycling endosome; early endosome; plasma membrane
Source: RefSeq, a predicted model, not a curated record
AAAGAACGUACGUAGAUCGCUUCUCUCGACGGUCUCGACAAGUUGUCGUCGAAGACACCAUCUGUACCAGGUUCCUCUUCUUCUUUGCUUCACAUUUUCGGUCCAUACUUGUCUUGCGUUUUUUGGAGGUAAAAAUUGCACGAUACCGUAAUCAGCGUGGUGCAGUAAUCAAGAUGCUGCACAGAUUCGCGGUGUUCGCGAUCUUCGCGAUGGUGGCUGUAUCCGCCACGAGUCCGCCACGAGUGCUUACGAUGUGCAUCCCAGUGAAGUAUGCGAAGGAAUGCGAGAAGAUGAUGGAGGAUUCGGCCAGCAAAGGCAUUCUGAUAUCGUGUAUUUCCGGUCGCGAUCGAUACGACUGUAUUGAGAGGGUUGGCAAAAGGGAAGCUGACAUCGUUGCCGUGGAUCCUGAAGAUAUGUAUCUCGCGGCGAAGAAUCAUUUAGCUGGAAAAAACGGAUACAGUGUCGUUGAACAGGUGAGAACGAAGGAGGAACCCGACGCGACGUAUCGUUAUGAGGCGGUAGCUGUCAUACACAAGGAUCUGAACAUUAACAACGUUCAAGGCCUGAGGGGUCUUAAGUCCUGCCAUACAGGCGUGGGCCGUAAUGUCGGUUACAAGAUUCCCAUCACGAAACUCACUGCUAUGGGUGUGCUGACCGAUAUCAACAACCCGGAAUAUUCCGCUCGCGAGAAUGAGCUUCGUGCUUUGAGCACGCUCUUCAACAAAGGCUGUCUGGUGGGCAGGUGGUCGCCCGAUCCCGAGAUCAAUCAGAGACUCAAGGAGACAUACAGUAAUAUGUGUGCUCUUUGCGAGAAACCAGACGUGUGCGAUUAUCCAGACAUAUAUUCCGGAUACGAGGGCGCGUUGCGCUGUCUGGCUCACAACGGCGGUGAUGUUGCCUUUACGAAAGUCAUCUACGUGAAGCGCUUCUUCGGCUUGCCCGUUGGGGUCACCCCGGCGGUGCCGACACCCGAAAAUCCGGCUGAGUUCCGAUACUUCUGUCCGGACGGUAGCAAAGUACCCAUUGACGCCCAUACGAAACCGUGCACAUGGGCCGCCCGACCUUGGCAAGGAUACAUGAUCAACGGGGAUGAUGUUCCGAACGCGAUAACUAUUCAGAGAGAACUAACGGAACUAGGUCAGCUUGGCGAGACCGAGAAGGCAGAUUGGUGGAAGGAUCUCAUGUUGCUUGACGAGAAAACCUUGGCUGUCGCCGCGCCACCAAUAUCUCCGGAAGAGCAUCUGAAAAGCGCAAAAUAUAUGGAUGUGAUCGAAAGAAAUUCCGGAGCUCCGGAGAGGAAUGCUCGUUGGUGCGUUUGGAGUCAAAGUGCGCUGGACAAGUGUCGCAGUCUCGCUAAAGCCGCAUUCUCCAGAGAUGCCAGACCUAGAUUUGACUGCAUACUGGAACAGGAUGAGAUUGCUUGCUUGAAGGCUGUCAGGGAUAACGGAGCGGACAUAACUGUGAUCGAUGGCGGAUCGGUGAAAUUGGCAAUCGACAAUUAUAAUGCAAAACCGAUCGUCGCUGAGACUUACGGCGAGGGAUCAACGCAAGUCAACGAAAGACCGGCAGUCGCUGUUGUGAAGAGCGGUUCUUCUAUAAAUGGAUUAGAGGAUCUCAGAGGCAAGAAAUCUUGUCACAGCGGCUACGUGGGUGAUUUCGCUGGUUAUUCCGCACCGGCUCAUAUUCUUAAACAAAAGGGGCUUAUUAAUGAACCGGGAGAGAUGGAUGCCUUCUUCUCCGAGUCUUGUGCACCUGGCGCACCUCUCCAGUCCAAGUCUUGUCAAUUAUGCGUCGGCAAUAUCAAAUCUGGUGACGAUCAAGUGAAAGAAGCCACGAAAUGCAGACCUACGAAUGCGGAAUAUUACAAUGGCGGAAAAGGAGCACUCAGAUGUUUGAAGGAUGGUAAAGGAGAUGUUGCAUUCCUACCUUUAACGUCUUUGAAGCAGCUCGAUAACGAGAAGGACGAUGCAGGCAAACAGGAAGACUAUGCCUUGCUUUGCCCGAAUGGUGGUCAGGUGCCUAUCAAAGAAUGGGAGCGUUGUAAUUUAGGCUUAGAGCCACCAAGGAUAAUUGUCAGUUCGGCCGAGAAGACCCCGAAUGCCUUGGAAGAAUUGAAACAUGGCAUUUUAGCCGCGAGCACUUUAUAUUCGAAGCAACCGCAUCUGUUGCGUCUUUUCGGCGCCUGGGAUGAUAAGCGCAAUGUAUUAUUCAAGGACAACGUGAAAGAAUUGUUAUCCACUGAUAACUCAUGGGACAAUAAGUGGGAUACUUGGGCAAGUAUUCAACGGGACUACGGAAAUCAUUAAAUUUUCGCACUCGAAAAUUUUAACAGCAUCUGAUUGCUUACGAUGGAUGUCGUACUAUAUAUGUGAUAUUAUUAUUGCUGAGAAAUUAUCAUUAUUAGGUUAUAUAUCAAUGACUCGUAUAGAGAACUGUUAGAUAAAUAAAUACUGUUACAGUCGAUGACCUCAUUUAUGUUUAUGCAAAUUGACAUAUUAUCGCGAUAGAGAUAAUACAUUUUAAAAUAUCGACAUUAACAUAAGAAAUCAUGAUUUUCUUCAAUUGUCAAUAAUAAAAAAAUAUAUAUUUUUCCGAA